GCCUUCCUGAUUCAGCAGUGGGUGGCACAGCCAGCCCUGGGUGUGCACUGCCUUAAACACCUCCAUGCCCCUGCGCCCGUUCUCUCCACCAAGCUGCCCCUUCCUGCUGAUUUUCAUGUAUGUCGCUUUCAUACACGACCACCUGCUCCAGGGGCCUCGGCAGGCGAGGAGGGAUGAGAACCUGGCUGCACAGACAGGUCCCCUAGCAGGGCAUUGGUGUGCAAAGGGGGCACAGCAGAGCUGGGGGCUUGACUCACAAGCCGCAGACGGCUUCCUCUUCUGAUCUGCAGUGUGUGCAGGCGUGACUGUGAGCAAGCAAGCUUAUCUGCCAGCCAGAGUUGCCACAGAGGCGCGGUAUUGUGCAAACGCCAGGCCGUGAGCAGAGGAGCCUGCUGGCCCUGAGGCCCAGGUCCCUGUGUCCCUCUCCUGGGCUCUGGGCAGCUGACUUUCCCGCUAUACCAGGUUGCAGGUAGUCAUGGCCGGAGCAGAGCGUCCAGUGGCACCUGCCGGUCACUGGUGGGGACGAGUUAGGUGCGUCCUGCGGGCCAGGCGAGGGUUCCUGCGUCCUCAGUGGGAUUCCGCGGGCCUCACUGUCCUGCCUGCCUGCCAGCACUGAGUCCCUUUGAGUUAGCCGUACGCAGGCCAUCUGGUCAGCUCAUGCGAAGCCUGUGCGUUUGUAGCGGCUUUUGUUUUUGCCGCUACAGGACACAUUGCCUUUGAACUUUUGUUUCAAAUAACUUGCAACAUACGACCAGGGGAGAGAAAGUUGCCAGGAGGAUUUAGGGUUCAUGUGGCAUCAUUCUACAAUACAAGGUUGUGUGUAAGCUCAGGGUCAGAAGUCUGAGUGGCCCCAGCACCAGCUUCCUGUGACCUGUGCUGGAGACCCCUAGAGUCUGUGCUAGUCUCUCCUGCCUUUCUUUUUAGCCAUUCACUUGGGGAAAGUAAUGGUCCGUUGAACUUUGAGCUUUGGUCUGGAACUGCCUGUGGGCACCGUACCUUCUCACUUUAGGCCUUGACAUGCUCUCCUGUCCCGCUAACCCAGGGAGCGUGUCCAGAACUGCAAAGGGCAAACCCACUUGACUCAGCCACAGGAGGCCUGGGUCCCGAGGGUGACAGGGACCAACUAGAAGAGGCCUUAGUGCCACGCCAGCGUGGGGACGGCCCCGCCCCGCAGGGCAGAGAGUAGUGCGAAUGGGCAGGCACAGUACCCGCUGAAUCCCCCAGCCAGCCUUUCACAGUCACUUCCUCUCCAAGGCCUCCAGGCCAGCCGCCUCCAGCCAGCCCCGGAGCCUGAGUCUCCUCAGCACAAGCAGGAUGUGGAGUUGCAGGGAGGGGCCAGGUUAGUGCAUUCACCUCCCCCCCUCGGUUAAUUAGUCCACAUUUAUGAAGCAUUUUCCACGUGUUGGACGCUAGACUGUCUAGCAGCCUGUAGGGAACCAGAAGUAGACACAGGAACACCUGGGAAUGAGCGGGGAGGAAGAAUGCACCCCCAGGUGCCUGCACACCCCGCCCCAGCCCCGCCCCUCCUGGCAUCGGAGGGACUGAUUGGCAGUGGCUGGGGGCUGGUGGCCGGGGCGUGGCGCACAGGAUGAGCCUCCCAGCGGAGCACGGGCCAGACCGUGUCCCAGAGUGCACAGAGCCGCCUCCCUGUUCCCGCUCCCGCCCCAUCCCCGGAUCCCCAGACCCCCAGACGACUGACCCCGGCCCCCUGCCUUGGCCAUGUGCAGCCUUGGGCUCUGGCUGCUGGGCACACUGUGGCUGCAGGCGGUCGCCCCCGGCACCGCCCUGUCCCAUGUGAAGCAGUAUGAGGUGGUGUGGCCACGGCGCCUGCCAGGACCCCGAGCCCGCCGAGCCCUGCCAUCCCACUUGGGCCUGUACCCAGAGAGUGUGAGCUAUGUUCUUGGGGCCCAAGAGCACAACUUCACCCUGCAUCUGUGGAAGAACAGGGACCUGGUGGGCUCGGGCUACACGGAGACCUACAUGGCCGCCAAUGGCUCCCAGGUGACGGAGCAGUUGCAGAGGCAGGAUCACUGCUUCUACCAGGGCCACGUGGAGGGGCACCGGCACUCCGCAGCCAGCCUCAGCACCUGUGCUGGCCUCAGGGGCUUCUUCCAGGCCGGCUCUGCCAUCCACCUGAUCGAGCCCCUGGGUGGGGGCGGUGAAGAGGCGCAGCAUGCCCUGUAUGAAGUGCAGCACCUACAGCAGAAGGCUGGGACCUGCGGGGUCAGCGACAGCAGCCUGGAGAGCAUCUUGGGACCUCGGGUCUCAGCAGCCUUCAGGCCCAGGAAGUGGCCGCCAUCCCGAGAGACCCGCUACGUGGAGCUGUUUGUGGUCACGGACAGCACAGAGUUCCAGAAGCUGGGCAGCAGAACGGCUGUGCGAAAGAGGGUGCUGGAGGUGGUGAACCACGUGGACAAGCUUUAUCAGGAACUCAGUUUCCGCGUGGUCCUGGUGGGCCUGGAGAUCUGGAACGGCGGGGAUAAGAUCCAGGUCAGCCCUCAGGCCGACACCACACUGGAGAACUUCCUGUCCUGGCGCGCGCGGGACCUGGUGGGACGGCAGCUGCACGACAACGCGCAGCUCAUCACCGGGGUCGACUUCACCGGGACUACCGUGGGACUGGCCAGGGUGUCUGCCAUGUGCUUGCAGUCCUCCUCAGGGGCCGUGAACCAGGACCACAGUGAGAACCCCAUUGGCGUGGCGAGCACCAUGGCCCAUGAGAUGGGCCACAACCUGGGCAUGGACCAUGAUGAGAACGUGCAGGGCUGCUACUGCCCCGUGCCGCGGGACGGCGGUGGCUGCGUCAUGGCAGCCAGCAUCGGCCUCAAGUUCCCCAGAAUGUUCAGCCAUUGCAGCCGGGCUGACCUGGAGACGUUCGUGGAAAAGCCCCAGACAGCCUGCGUGGUGAACGCCCCUGACCCCGACCGGCUGGUGGGCGGCCCUGUGUGUGGGAACCGGUUUGUGGAGCGCGGGGAGCAGUGCGACUGCGGGGCCCCUCAGGACUGCCAGAACCGCUGCUGCAACGCCACCACCUGCCAGCUGGCCCAGGGGGCCGAGUGCGCCCAAGGCGCCUGCUGCCACGCGUGCAGGGUGAAGCCGGCCGGCGAGCUGUGUCGCCCCCAGAAGGACGGCUGUGACCUUGAGGAGUACUGCGACGGCCAACAGCCAGCGUGCCCAGAGGACGCCUUCCAGGAGAACGGAACGCCCUGCCCGGGGGGUUACUGCUACGACGGGAACUGUCCCACGCUGGAUCAGAGGUGCCAGGACUUGUGGGGGCCAGGGUCACGGGCUGCCGAGGAGAUGUGCUACGCCUAUAGCAUCUCCAUAGGCUGCAGGGGCGGCGUCCCCCUCGGCUCCAGCAGGGUCAACAGGUGUGGUGUCCUGUACUGUGAGGGUGGGCAGAAGCCCCCUGAGCGGACUUCCUGCACCCUAACCUCCCACUCGUCUGCCUGCCAGGCUCUUGCCCUGGAUGGCAGUGCCGCAUAUGAGCCGGUGCCCGAAGGCACCCAGUGCGGCAAGGAGAAGGUUUGCUGGAAAGGAUUCUGCCAGGACUUCCAUGUCUACAGAUCCAGAAACUGCUCUGCGCAGUGCAGCAACCACGGGGUGUGCAACCACAGGAGCGAGUGCCAUUGCCGCCCGGGCUGGGCCCCGCCCCACUGCACAGAGCUGCUGCCCAACGGGCGCACAGUGGCCACUGAGCAUGCAGCUGUUGACAGCAGCACGGCCUCCAGGGCCUGGCCGGGCCAUGCCCACGUCACUGUGGGCCUGGGGCCACCAGCCACUAAGUCCUCCGACCCGUCGCCUGAGAGCCUGGAGCACUGGUCAUCCGGGAGCCUCCCAAUGGUGCUGGUGCCUGUGCUGCUCCUGGUGGCUCUGGCGCUCACCGUGGCAGGCGUGGUCAUCUACCGCAAGGCCUGGAGGCCUGUCCGACGGAGGAAUGUGGCGCCCAAGACCACCAUGGGGCUCUCCAACCCCCUGUUCCACGAGGGGUCUGGCAUGCCAGCAAAGGGCAGGCCUCCGGCCCCCGCCAUGGGCUCCCCAGAGCCAAUCCCUACCACCCACCCCAGCCAGCCCUCCAGGCCCAAGGCUUCCGUGGUGACCCCUAAGCGGCCGCCUCCUGCUCCCCCGGCCGCCACAUCCAGCCCACCUUUCCAGGUUCCCGUGUACACCCGGCAGGCACCAGACCAGCUCCGACCUGCUCCUCCUGCCAAGCCCCUCCCAGCGCUGAAGCCCAAGCAGGCUGCUGGCCCAGCUGCUUCUGGAAAACUGGGGGCGACUGGAAGGGGCCUGGCAGCAUGGGGCAGUGGAACUGGUCGGCCCCCUCCUGGCAUCCUGUGGGGCUCCCAUCUGUCACCAGGGAUGUUGACUCAUCGCUUGCGGUGGUGUCUGCCCGUUUCUCUGCUGUCAAGUCCCCAUCUUCCCUUUGUAGUUAAUCUCUUUGAGGGACUUGGAGAUGCGAAUCUGAUUACUCCUUGAACUAUGACCCACAGUAUCUGCAUCCGUCGGGGCUUCUUGCCUGCAACAACCAUUACUGUGGUGUUUGCUUACUAGAGAUUCUCUCUGUCUUUCUUUCUGAACUUUUUAUUUUGAACUAAAUAUAAAAGUUGCAAAAAUAAUCUUAGGAGGGGUUUUGACAGGGCAAACGCAGGGCAGGCAGGGAGAUUUCUGGCCAAGGACGUGGUGAUAGCCAGGCAAAGGCUACAAGGGAAUUGUGCAGGCACCGAGUCCCCCGCUGCUGAGAAGGAUCCUUCUGAGGUUCUUAAAACUACAAGUUUUAAGAACUGCCCCACCCAGGCGUCCCAGGGUGCGGGGACCUGCGGCCAGGCAAGCACCUGGCUCCAUCCCAGGAAAGCUGAGAUGCAAACAAAUGCAAAUUUUACUAAUGCAUGCCUUGCCUGGCUUUUGAACUUCCAGAGACCCACAUUCUGGCUUUAAGAGCUUUUCAUGGGUAAUGUGGGGGGGCUCUGAGGAGAGAGAGGCAGUGAGAUAGGUUGGGGCUGAUCCCGGGAAUGGGGGCUUGGCCACACUUGGGUUUCAUUCUGCCCUCGGUGGCAGCCGUGGGUGUGUGUUUGGGGGGUUGUUAAGGGGACUUUUCUGUAGAGAGCUCAGCAAAGAGAAGCCUGCAAGACGGUCUGGAGCAGAGCAGAGCACUGUUACUGCAUAAAACUGGGGUUCUCUUGCCUGAUGUGCAUAAAAAAAGCCAAUUAGUUACUGCAUCGGCUUUUGGGAAAAGCUGGGAAAAGAAAUCAGCUUUAUUUUGCAAGAUCCAUCUGCAGGGAGACGGGGGGGGCAUGUGCUCUCAGAUCUGUCUCCCCGAUCCAGGGCUUGGGGCAGCAUUUACAGGAUGAAGUGGUCUGAAAUGUGGAGACAGAUGAUUGGAGGUGAGGAGAAGUGAGGUAACUGACCCAAGCGUAGUCAGACUUCAUGGGUCUUCACAGGACGCAUGUUCACAAAAUGGCGGCCUUACCAUGAUCUGAGAGUGGAGUUUUUAGCUUCUUGACCUCAAAAAGGUCACUUAUCAAGCAUUUGCACAGGCCCAGUUGAUGGGUUGGUGGUUUCAACUGGCCUGAACUGGACAAGGGGUCUCAGUUCCUGAAAGAGAGCUCUUAAUUACUCUGUUGAUAAGAUGGGGUCAGCUGCUCUGGUCCUGGAGGGCCUGCGGUUACAGCACCUGGGGAGCUUUGCUGGAAGGUGCUGGGGAGAAUGGUGCCCUGGCAUGGCCUGGACCGGUUAGGUGGCAUCCACCAUCAGCUGUGUCUGCCUCC
Molecule: messenger RNA, 5765 nt
Organism: Diceros bicornis minor
Lineage: Eukaryota; Metazoa; Chordata; Mammalia; Perissodactyla; Rhinocerotidae
Gene: ADAM8
Product: ADAM metallopeptidase domain 8
Exons: 24
Coding region: 1720-4476 (918 amino acids)
Biological process (GO): inflammatory response; proteolysis; regulation of cell-cell adhesion
Molecular function (GO): metalloendopeptidase activity; cell adhesion molecule binding
Source: RefSeq, a predicted model, not a curated record